AUGGCGCAACAACCUUCUAGCAUCACCAAAAAGCUGGAAGCCAAAGUUGCCAUCGUAACAGGUGGUGCUAGCGGCAUCGGCGAGGCAACUGCUCGACUUUUUGCCAACCAUGGUGCCAAAGUUGUGAUCGCUGACAUCCAAGACGAAAAGGGCCGAACCGUGGCUGAAUCGAUUGGUUCAAAAAACUGCAUCUAUGUCCGUUGUGAUGUAGCUGAUGAAGAGCAAGUCAAGAGAAUGAUAGAUUCAACCAUCCAAACUUACGGCCAACUAGAUAUCAUGUUCAGCAAUGCUGGAGUAUUUAGCAAGUCAAAUCAAUUGGUGAUCGAUCUUGACUUCUCGGAACUUGAUCAACUCUUUGCUAUCAACGUUCGAGGCAUGACGGCAUGUGUAAAACAUGCUGCAAAAGCGAUGGUGGAAAGGGGAGUAAAGGGCAGCAUUGUUUGCACGGCGAGUAUAGCAGCCACUAUAGCUGGAGAAGUUUCGACAGAUUAUUACAUGUCGAAACAUGCAGUUCUGGGGCUGAUGAGAUGUGCUAGUAAGCAGUUGGGGCCACAUGGAAUUAGAGUCAACGCUGUUUCACCAUUUGUUGUUGCUACACCAUUAGCGUGCAACUAUUUUCAUAUGGAUGUUGAGGAAUUAGAGAAGAUUCAUCAGCCUCAGACUUCCUUGAAAGAAGCUAUACUGAAAGUUAAUCAUGUUGCUGAUGCUGCUUUAUUCCUUGCCUCUGAUGAUUCUACAUUUAUCACAGGGCAUAAUCUUGUGGUUGAUGGUGGAUGCACAGUUUAA
Molecule: messenger RNA, 786 nt
Organism: Coffea eugenioides
Lineage: Eukaryota; Viridiplantae; Streptophyta; Magnoliopsida; Gentianales; Rubiaceae
Product: short-chain dehydrogenase reductase 3b-like
Exons: 1
Coding region: 1-786 (261 amino acids)
Source: RefSeq, a predicted model, not a curated record